Messenger RNA from Phymastichus coffea, 1949 nucleotides. RefSeq names its product facilitated trehalose transporter Tret1-like. Gene Ontology annotation, cellular component: membrane. NCBI's taxonomy places the organism in Eukaryota, Metazoa, Arthropoda, Insecta, Hymenoptera, Eulophidae. Gene Ontology annotation, molecular function: transmembrane transporter activity. Gene Ontology annotation, biological process: transmembrane transport. The coding region runs from base 313 to 1722 and encodes 469 amino acids. The record is from RefSeq and is a predicted model, not a curated record. The transcript is spliced from 2 exons.
UGUCUCGCCUCCCCACGCAAGUCAUUCUGUAACCAAGAAAUCGCCUGUGGACACUACCGCAUCAAAGUCGAUUAUUCGACACUUCAUUUCCAGUGGAUAUAUUAUUUGCAAAACUUAAUCAUUGAGACAUGAGCUCAAGGUUAUUGAUUUUGAAUACACCACCACUUUUGUGUAAUUGUUAUGUAAUGAGUGUUCCCAGUUCCGGUUUCUUUUGAGAUGUGUCAUUUAGAAACAGAAAGAUAAUUAUCAAAAUUAUCAAGAUCACGUAAUAUUGUAGCCAAAAAAUAAAAGUAUAAAUAAAUAUUUUUAAAAAUGACUUUUUCGUGCCCAACGUCAACGUACAUAACGUACUUCAUGCAAAUAUUCAAAUCUCGGAAAAUCAGUUUUAUUCCUCAGUGGAUUGCCAGUAUAGGAGUGAUGCUACUCUUUAUGCAACUUGGCUUCAUAACAGGAUGUGUCUCACCGAUGCUGGCAAAGUUAACCGGUCCGAAUUCACCAAUCGCUUUAAAUCAAGAAGAAGCAUCAUGGAUGGCAUCCCUAGUUAACAUUGGUCGAUUUUGUGGUGCAAUCGUUGGAUCAUUAGUGACUGUUCAUUUCGGAACAAAAAAUGCUAUAUUGGCCACUUCGAUCCCAAUAGCUUUGGGUUGGCUCGGGAUAGCAAUAGCGGAGAGUGUUGAAAUUUUAUACAUUGCUCGACUGUUAAGUGGAGUAGGGGCUGGAAUGGCCUUCAGUUGUUUUCCUUCUUAUCUUGGAGAAAUUGCUAUGCCCGAGGUUAGAGGUGCACUUGUAUCUUUAGCUACAUGCGGUGGUCCUACUGGUCUAUUAUUAGGGAGUAUAAUUAGUAACUAUUUAAGUAUAGGUGUCUCUGCGUGCGUUUAUCUUACAUUUUGUAUAUGGCUAAUGGCAUUGUUUCUUUACUUACCUGAAUCCCCUCAUCAUCUGAUCAAAAUUGGAAAUCGGAAAAAAGCUGAAAUGUCGAUAAACUGGUACAGAUCUGGUAAAGGCACACAGGAAGAAUUAGAAUCUCUAGAGAAAUUUAUGGCGUCUGAGAAAACUAUAACAUUUAUUAACAGACUACGAGAAUUUAAAAAUUCCGAUGUGAGAAAAAUAACUUAUCAUGUGAUGAUACUCUUUACAUUUAUGCAAAUCUGCGGCUUAAACAGCAUAGUAUUUUAUCUGGAAAUUAUAAUGCGAAGAGCAAAGAACAGUAGAGCCGCUGAGAUCGUUAUAUUUAUCAAUAUUUGUGCGACAAUUGGUGCCUUGUUUUCGAUGCUUCUGAUCGAUAGGUGUGGCCGAAGGUUUCUUCUACUUACUUCUAGUAUUGGCGUUACUAUCUCUAUGUUCAGUAUGAUGAGUUAUUUUUUCAUUAUUGACGUGGAUCUCGAUGUAACGAAUUUACAAUGGUUACCGAUUGCUUCGAUGAUAUCUUUUAUGUUUUUCUUUUUUAUUGGUUUGAAUUCAGUUCCUAGUACUGUAUCUAGUGAAAUUAUUCCCUCGAAUGUUAAGUGUAUCGUUAGUUGCCUGGGCAGUCUAACUGCAGGUAUUAUUGCAUUUUUAUCAAGUAAAUCUUAUCAACCGUUAGUCAAUUUUGUGGGUGAAGCAUACAUGUUUCUAAUUUAUGGGUUAUUCGCAUUGUCGGUAAUACCUUAUGUUCUGUUUGCGAUGCCAGAAACAAAAGGUAAAAGCUUGCGAGAGAUACAAGAUGAACUGACAAAGAAAUGAGACAAAAACUUAAAAAAUACCACAGCAUCAAAUCAAAGUGCAUUGUUAUCAACUUAUUACCUCAUUAAAACAUGUCGUCGAUAAUAUAUUUGUACAUAAAGUUAUUAUAAAGCGUCCAUAGUGAACAUACUGUAAAACUCACUAUUGAUUAUUCAUAAACAAUAUUUAAAUAGAUCAUUGACUGGAGCUUGUGAUACUAUUUUUGCAUUGAUAUCAAGUCUAAUCAA